Messenger RNA from Cladocopium goreaui, 533 nucleotides. Lineage: Eukaryota; Dinophyceae; Suessiales; Symbiodiniaceae. The record is from the annotation of a GenBank genome assembly.
GAAGUACUGUGUAGCACCCAUUCUGGGCACUGGCGAGUAUGAAGGAGCCGCAGCGGCUCAAUACUUUGCCACUGGGAAGGACUGCUGCAAGGACCUCGAGUUCACCUGCGGCGAAGCCAUGGAUGAGGCAGCUCACGCUGGCCUGGUGAUCUUCAACAAGACACAGGCCUUGAACCAGAUCCUCAAGCAGGAUUUGGACUACUACAUGAAGGCUGCGCGCAUGGCCAGCGCGCGCUUCGGUGUGCAGCUGGCCGAAGAGCCCAUCUUCCUCACCUGGGUGGGCGAUUCGGACCUCGCUCUUGCGAAUCUUUGGCCCCAGGCCAGAAAUGCGUGGCUCUUGUCGUCCAUGUUGGCUCUGCCGCUGUGCGCAGUGAUCACCUUUGCCAUUGAGGCAUGGCGAGGAAGUACUCUAGGUCUGGAGUCUCUAGAGACUCUGAAGGAAAAGACUUUCGCGUGAGGACCGGCUGAGAGGAGAAUAGUCGCAGUCGCCAUCAUCAUUCCUCCGAGAACAGUCGCAGUUUGGUGAAAUGAGA